GUGACACAUCGAAUAAUGGGCGGGGCCUCUUCAAGAUGGAAAGCGUCUCAAGUGCUCCCCGCCCACCCCAGCAGCAGCCCCGGGCGGAGACGUUGACAAGCACACACAUACCAGGAGCACCAGGAAGAGACAGCGUCCGGGCCAAAACCAUGAGCUACCCUGGAUACCCUCCUCAGGCCGGCGGUUACCCGCCACAACCUGGUGCUUACCCACCUCAGGCUGGAGCAUACCCUCCCCAAGCAGGAGGCUACCCACCGCAGUCAGGAGGCGGCUACCCUCCUCAACCUGGCGCCUACCCGCCUCAGGCGGGAGGAUACCCCCCUCAGGCUGGGGGUUAUCCACCCCAGGCAGGCGGGUACCCACCCCAGGCUGGAGGCUACCCACCUCAGGCUGGAGGCUACCCACCCCAGGCUGGAGGCUACCCACCCCAGGGAGGCGGCUUCCCACCCCAAGCUGGAGGAUACCCUGCUGCACCUCCAGCAGGCAGCUGGGGUGGUGGGCCGACUGGCGGAUAUCCCUCCAUCGGUUUGAACAACCUCACCAACCCUGGAUAUAACGCUGGCAUGGCCAACCAGAUGUGCCACGGCAUAGGGUGUUUUUCUUCAAACCUACCCAUGUACCCCUACAUCCCUGGGGGGUACCCACCUGCCUACCACCUGGGCGGGUACGGUGCCCCUUUCCCUAACCUACAGUCAUAUGGCCUGUACCCACAGCCAGGAGGAGCCAUGCCCCAGCAACAAGGCCCGGGGAUGGCCUACCCAGGCCAGCCUAUGCCCGGUUACCCUCAAGCGCCACCUGCCAAUCCCACAAUGCCCGGCUACGGAGGAGCGCCAGCACCUAUGCCAGGGUACCCGAAGGUUCCCUCGCCAAAUCCACAGAUGCCAGGGUACGGAGGCGCAGUCAACCCUGUCAAGAAAGGAUUUAGAGGGACAAUCAAGGACUUUCCUGGAGCGGACCCUCUUAAAGACGUGGAGGUCCUUAGGAAGGCUAUGAAGGGCUUUGGAACUGACGAGCAGGCCAUCAUCGACUUACUGGGCAGUCGCUCCAACAAGCAACGUGUGCCUUUGCUGCGCUACUACAAAACCUCCUACGGAAAGGAUCUGACUAAGGACCUGCAUUCAGAACUGUCUGGCGACUUUAGGAAGCUGGUCAUGGCCAUGUUGAAGAGCCCUGCUCAGUUUGACGCCUCUGAGAUCCAUGCUGCCAUCAAGGGAGCUGGAACCGACGAGGCCUGUCUGAUAGAGAUCCUUUCGUCUCGUUCCAACGCCGAAAUCAAGGAGAUAAACCGCAUCUACAAAACAGAAUACAAGCAGACUGUGGAAGAUGCCAUCACCGGGGACACGUCCGGACACUUCCGUAGACUCCUCAUCUCUCUGGCACAGGGUAAUCGUGACGAAAGACCAAAUGUCGACCUUUCAUUGGCCAAGCAAGACGCUCAGGCCCUGUAUGCUGCUGGAGAGAACAAGCUGGGAACAGACGAGUCCAAAUUUAAUGCCAUCUUGUGCGCCAGGAGCAAAGAACAUCUCAGGACAGUUUUUAUUGAGUACCAGAAGAUGUGUGGCAGAGAUAUUGAGAAGAGCAUCAGCAGGGAGAUGUCAGGAGACCUGGAGAGUGGCAUGUUGGCAGUGGUGAAAUGUAUUAAGAACACAACUGCUUAUUUUGCCGAGAGACUUUACAAGGCCAUGAAGGGAGCUGGCACCAAAGACUCUACUCUGAUCCGAAUCAUGGUGUCCCGCUCCGAGGUGGACAUGCUGGAUAUCCGCCAACAUUACGUGAAGAACUACGGCAAGUCGCUGUACACCGACAUCUCCGGCGACACCUCGGGAGACUACAAGAAGCUCCUGCUGAAGCUGUGUGGGGGUAGUGACUGAAACAAUCACAUUACGUAACGCCUUCAAUAGCAACGUGCUUUUAUAUUGUGUAUGCACCAUAUACACAAGCCGCAUGCCUGUGCAAAGUAGUCCCGUAUCGCCCACAUGCUGUUUGCCGAAAUACAACCUGCACACAAAGCGUUUAUAUUUUUUACAUAUUACUUUGUUACUUUAUAUGUUUACGGUAUAUAUAAAGAGUUCAAGUACAUUUAAAGAAAAAAAGCUUUAUAUUUUUAAAAAUGAUAUUGUAUGAUCAGAUAUUUAAUAUCCGCUUCAUGUAUCAAUAAUAAUGUUCAGGAACGCUGAAUUAAAAAUGCCUAGUGCCACAACUUGAAGCACACCAUGUAUUCUUCGUUAAAAAAUGUCCUUUAUGUCAUUUUCGUGCCAGGUCCUGUGAAUUGUAUUCCACGCAGUCAAACUCAAAAAGACCCUAUUUCAGUCGUCUGUCCUUGAAUUUUACAUUU
Molecule: messenger RNA, 2335 nt
Organism: Entelurus aequoreus (snake pipefish)
Lineage: Eukaryota; Metazoa; Chordata; Actinopteri; Syngnathiformes; Syngnathidae
Product: annexin A11-like
Exons: 15
Coding region: 36-1871 (611 amino acids)
Biological process (GO): phagocytosis; cytokinetic process
Cellular component (GO): cytoplasm
Molecular function (GO): calcium-dependent phospholipid binding; phospholipase inhibitor activity; calcium ion binding
Source: RefSeq, a predicted model, not a curated record